AUGUCAUGGUUGCAGGUUCUCAAGUCCAAAUUUCCCGCUAGCCAGGCGGCGCAGGAACUCCGCUGGAUCCAGCAGGAGCUUCCCAGAUCCCAGUGGCAGACGGCCGUUGAGCAAAGAGCCAAUUUGGUCCCGUUACAAUAUAUUCUCGGCUCCCAGCCUUUUGGCGAUCUCACAAUAAAGUGCAAGCCAGGAGUCCUGAUCCCGCGGAACGACACCGAGGAGUGGUGCGAGGAGCUCAAGCAGGUAAUCAAAAAACGUAACGGACCCGUCGAAGUGCUAGAGUACUGCACUGGUUCUGGCUGCAUUGGACUAAGCAUAGCGACACUCGCAAAUGUUAAAAAAGUUCUCUCGCUGGAUAUCAGCAAAGAGGCACUUGCUCUCUGCCAAGAAAAUCUCCAGCUAAAUUCUGCAAAGGUCAAGGCCGAAGUCGAGUUUCACCACGGCGAUUUACUCAAGCACCAGCUCCCACAAACGAGCGCCACGCUGCUUCUUUCCAAUCCUCCAUACAUACCUCGAGAACAUUUCAACCGAGCCGGCGGUGUCGAAGAGUCAGUCCUUAAAUAUGAGCCCGAAGACGCACUUGUUGGUAACCUCGAGUUUUACAGCAGAGCACACCAAAAGCCUUCUCCCAAGCUGGACUUGCGGUAUCAGAUACGAUACGCGCAAAAAUAUACGGAACGUCAUUGGUUGGAAACCAAGCUGGAAUAUUCUACAGUCUAUGUGCGAUGA
Molecule: messenger RNA, 729 nt
Organism: Ogataea haglerorum
Lineage: Eukaryota; Fungi; Ascomycota; Pichiomycetes; Pichiales; Pichiaceae
Exons: 2
Coding region: 1-729 (242 amino acids)
Biological process (GO): protein methylation
Cellular component (GO): mitochondrion
Molecular function (GO): protein methyltransferase activity; nucleic acid binding
Source: RefSeq, a predicted model, not a curated record